AUGAGAGGAAGAGGUGGAGGAGCAGGGAGAGAGGAAGAGACAGACGAGCAGAAUGAGAGGAAGUUGGAGGAGGAGGGAGAGACGGUGAGACAGACCAGCAUGCCUAAACAAGCAAUCCUACCCUCUCAUCUCUCACCCCUUUUUUUGGGAGUAUGUGCCUUUGUUCUUGUAUCUGAAGAUGACUGUUUUAAUACAAUUCCCACCUCUCCCCAUUAUUUUUCUUUCUCUCUCUCUCUCUCUCUCUCUCUCUCUCUCUCUCUCUCUCUCUCUCUCUCUCUCUCUCUCUCUCUCUCUCUGUCUCUCUCUUUCCUUCCACCGCAGUGCUCUCCGUAUGGCUUUCUGUCUGCACUCUCACACACAACAGAAACACUCUCAUACACAUACACACCCCCCACUGCUCCUUCCGUCUGUGUCUGUCGCUAUGAGACACGUGGACCGAUAAUAUCUGCCCCAAUCCCUUCUUCUACUCAUUUUCCUUUCUCCCCUUUUAUUCCUGCCUCCUUCAUGUUAUGUAUUCACCUGUCACUUAGCUCUCUCUUCUCAUCUGUCUACAGUCUACAACCAUGUUAUAUAUUCUAGUUAGUAGUACCAAUGUUUGCACAGUUUCGCUCAUAGACUUACUGUAUACCAGGUGGUGUGGGUUACUGUGGGAUUUCUAUGUGGGUUUAUUAGGAUGCACCCCUUCUUUACUUACCUGUCCUUUACCUUCACCAAACAUUUGCCCAGCUUUUGUCUUCAUUAUAUUACGCCCCCUUCCCACACUUAACCCUACCACACCUCACUGGGAGCAGUACAGUCACAACCUCUCCUCUCAUCAUCCCCUCUCUCUUUCUCCCUCUCUCCCUCUGUGAGUCAGACACUGUAGUGAAGCCCUCUGUUUGGGCAGGACACAGGUGCACACACACUUGAGAGAGGAAGAGAGGGCUUUAGAGUCAGACACGCUUUAUUCUCCUCGUUAAAUCCUGGCAUGAGGCAUGGGGGGGGGGUUGGGGGGGAUCAAUAUGCAACCUCUAUCCUCAUUGGCUAGACACAUUCUCUGCCUGCCUGCAAGGCUCGAGCUGAUUGGCUGUGGCCUCGAUCUGUGCACAGCAGCUACAGCUGUGUCACUCCUCCUAUUUUUCCCCGUCCCCGUCCCCUCAUAUUCAUAACUGUCUGUGACUCCAGCGUACAGACUGCUGGUGUGGGUAGCCAGUCUCAGCCCGCCAGCCUGUGGCGAUGCAAGGACACUUCUUUUCAGCACACAAUGCAGCAUGAUUCAUGUCAAGUUGGUCAAUUACUUUCGGUUCUGCGAAGCUCAUGAGACUUAAAGUGACGUCUCUUUCUUGCUAGCUCUCUCUUUGUUCCCUCCCUCUUUCUCUCCCCCUGCCUCCAUCCCACCUUCUCUCUCCUUGUAUCUAUUAAUCAAGACAUAGCUUGCCCUUUCCUGUGCAUUGCAGCCUCCCUCCCUCCAUCUGCUCUAUCUGUUUGUUUCUCUCUUUCCAUAAUUUUUAUCUCUAUCUCUCCCUCUCUACGUAUGACUUCAUCACCCAUGCGUUGUUAGUCUAUCUUGGUUGCGCUCUCUGUUUUAAGUUGACAGUGUAGGUUGGAUACUAAUAUAGGUAUAUUCUACUUUCAGGAUGCCUGCUUUCCCUGGAACCCUUUUCUGCUUUUUAUUUUAAACUGGCUGCCAACUAAUCUUUAUCAUCUGUCUCUUCUUGCAACCCAAAUACAGGUUUUUACGGCAAGGGUGGACACAUGAAGAGGUCAACGAAAAGGAUGACGACGACUGAAGGAUAAACGACAAGAGACAGCCUGGGAAGGAAGGAACAUGGAGAGGGAGGAAUGAGAAAGAGACUAAAAUAAGAGGAAGAAGUGGAACUCCAAAGUGCCUAAGAAGACUGUGAGUGGGUGCCUGACGCUCUGGUCUGGUCCAUUGCUGUUAGUGUUGUGGCUGUGGGAGUGUUUGGCUGGCUGGCGGUCUGCUGCCGCUGUGUAUUGCUGCUGUCUGCGUAGGACAGGCUCCUAGCCCUACUAGGUGAGAGUAGAGCACAGCACAGCACUCUGUGUGAGUGUGUAAGCUGUCAUUGGAGUGCUUCUCGCUCUAGGACAGUGCCUGCCUGAACUACAAAUCCUUGCAUGCCAGGGUGAGGUGCCCCAAUUUCCUCUUUUCCUAUGAGACAGAGCUGGCCUCUGCUCACCGUCUAGCUCUGAGAACUCAUCCCAUCACCAGUGGAUCUGGGACCCGCACUUACCCAAGAAAAAACAACUACUCAAGCCCACAUACCCAUAAACUCAGUAAUUCCCAAAGGACCAGCUGUUCAUUUGUAUCCAGGAUAUUUUUCUCUCUCACACAUUCUCAUCUCCUCUUAUCUUGCCAAGGAGUAAAUGUUAAUCUGCAUCAGUAUUUUUGUUGUUACCAAUUUUGUCCACCCCUACAUCCGUACCCACUUGCCCCCUCCUGUCCUGAGGGGCUGUGAUGGCAGUCAGUAUGGGAAGUAUGGCCAUGGGCCGGGACACUAAGUGGCUGACCCUAGAGGUGUGUCGAGAGUUUCAGAGGGGUACCUGCUCCCGCUCGGACGCUGAGUGUAAGUUCGCCCACCCGGCCAGGAGCUGCCACGUGGAGAACGGCAGAGUCAUCGCCUGCUUCGACUCACUCAAGGUAACAGUAGGCAUCACAGACAACACACACACACACACACAACAGGCACUGUUUGAUAAUGACGUAAGGGAAAACUCUCUCUUAUAACUCUGUCUUUCUCUCACAGACACACACCACACAACCUACCUGUUAA
This is a messenger RNA of Coregonus sp. 'balchen', 2771 nucleotides long. Lineage: Eukaryota; Metazoa; Chordata; Actinopteri; Salmoniformes; Salmonidae. The record is from the annotation of a GenBank genome assembly.